GGGAGACAGGCUGGAGCGGGGAACGGCCGCUCGUGCUGCUGCUGCUGCUGCUGCCGGAGCUUCUCAGGGACUAUUACAGCGAGUGCAGCCGACGACUGAGCUAAGAGCUGGGGGUAUGAGAGCCGCCAGAAUCCGCUCCCAUCCUCUCCUGCGCGGGCGUUUGUCCGACUGACAACCAUCGGAUCAGAACCUCCGCCGACCCAGCUCUCGGACGAACCUAAUAUCGGUGACGACUUGCAACCAUGGAGCUGAGAGUGGGGAACAAGUACCGGCUUGGGCGAAAGAUAGGGAGUGGCUCCUUUGGAGAUAUUUACCUUGGUGCCAACAUCGCCACUGGUGAGGAGGUAGCCAUCAAGCUGGAAUGUGUGAAGACCAAGCACCCACAGUUACACAUUGAAAGCAAGUUCUACAAGAUGAUGCAAGGAGGAGUGGGUAUUCCAUCGAUAAAGUGGUGUGGUGCCGAGGGAGACUACAACGUGAUGGUAAUGGAGCUGCUUGGCCCGAGUCUGGAGGACCUUUUCAACUUUUGCUCCCGGAAGUUCAGCCUAAAGACCGUGCUGCUUUUGGCAGACCAGAUGAUAAGUCGCAUUGAGUACAUCCACUCCAAGAAUUUCAUCCAUCGAGAUGUAAAGCCGGAUAACUUCCUAAUGGGCCUCGGCAAGAAGGGCAACCUGGUGUACAUCAUUGACUUUGGUCUGGCCAAAAAGUACCGCGACGCCCGCACACACCAGCACAUCCCGUACAGGGAGAACAAGAACCUGACUGGCACGGCGCGCUACGCCUCCAUCAACACACAUCUUGGAAUUGAGCAGUCCAGACGCGACGACCUGGAGUCCCUCGGCUACGUCCUCAUGUACUUCAACUUGGGCUCCCUCCCCUGGCAGGGCCUCAAGGCUGCAACCAAGAGGCAGAAGUACGAACGAAUCAGCGAGAAGAAAAUGUCCACACCCAUUGAAGUUCUGUGCAAAGGAUACCCUUCUGAGUUCUCCACGUACUUGAAUUUUUGCCGCUCACUCCGUUUUGAUGACAAACCAGACUACUCCUACCUACGACAGCUCUUCAGAAACCUGUUCCACCGACAGGGCUUCUCUUAUGAUUACGUCUUUGACUGGAACAUGCUCAAAUUUGGUGCCAGUCGGACAGCCGAAGACGGGGAUCGGGACAGGAGGACUGGUGACGAGAGGGAAGACCGGCUGGGAGGAGCCCCCAGGGGGUCUGCAUCACGGGGCCUCCCUCCAGGUCCCAACCCUGGAGCUCCCAACAGAGUGAGGAACGGGCCAGAGCAGGCCAUCUCCAACCCGGCCUCACGGGUCCAGCAGUCCGGCAACACGUCACCACGAGCGAUUUCUCGUGCAGAGCGGGAGAGGAAGGUGAGCAUGCGACUCCACCGCGGGGCUCCGGCCAACGUAUCGUCCUCUGACCUCACAGCCCGUCACGACCAAUCCAGAAUUUCUACGUCACAGGUCAGCGUGCCAUUUGAGCACCUCGGGAAGUAGGAUGUCUUUGGCUCUGCAUGCACGUGGAACUGACAGGGCUGCAAGGUAUAUUUGUCGCUACGGUUUAUUUUCCUUUUAUUCUUACCUUGUUUUAUGAAAAUAUUGCUAACGGACACUUGGGUCUUUGGAGAAGGACAGUAAAUCUUUCAAGGAUCCAGUACAUGACGGUAUCCGACACGCUUUCUUUCAUGCCGAACCUUGGAUCACCACCACCACGACAAUACGGAAAGCAAAUGACAAUGCUGCACCUUGACAGUUGCUCAUACCUGCCCUCCUCUUCCUCAAAACAUUCCCUCAAUACUCUAAAAUGUGAAGAACUGUUGGCGUCAAAGAAGCGAAAAGGUAUCAGGGACACGCAUGUUUCUCAUCAGAGGCUGAUAUCGGCUCAGUAACAACUUUUCUUUUCUAACAGCAAAACAGCUUCUUUUUUUUUUUUUUUUUUUUACUCAUCGUUCAUGAAGAUUUCUUAAAUUGGAGUUUCCUCAUUUGGCUUUUCUUUUUUGAAAGAAAUAACAGCUUAAAGAUAAACGGGGACACGUACGUGAGAGGACGGUGGACGAAAAGAAACUUUGAAAAGGAUACGCAAGUGGUGUUAGCUGUUGUGACGUCUCGAGGUUGCUCGCCCUUUAUGCAUUUUGUGAUGAUUUACUGUCCCUGGAAACGUAGCCGUCAGCGUCUUCAUCGCCCCUUUUACGUUGCCUGUUUUAACUUGAGUGUUUUCUUUGGUUUUAAUGUUAGUGGGUAAAGUGUGACCAUAGACACUCCUACGUCUUGAGGGAAGCUCCUCAGGAAAUUUUCAGCGUAACCUAUAUUUGACCAGAGACCAUAGCCGCCCGUUUUGGCUAACAAAUAGCGGCUGCAGUUUUUAUGAUAGUUCUUAAUGUUACCUUUUUUUAUUCUUUUGUUAUUGGAGGUAAUAAGGGAGUGGGCCGACUCUGUGAGGGAGGACAUUUUGGAGGGAGGGAGCAUCCAAUUAUUAUUAUUAUUUUUUAAUGUUUACUCCAAUGUAAAUAUUUUUUUUUUAAUUUCAUUGUAAAGCCAAAAUGUGGUCGUUUGUUUUAAGGUGUAAAGUAGAAAAAUGCAUACUAAUGAGAAAAACAGGGGCUGGGUUCAGACACUUGGGUAUUUAAAGUACUAAAUUGUGGGAUGGACGACUGUUCCUGUGCCAGCUGGGUCAUCAUCUAACAUGUUGUGUGAGUGUGUGUGUGUGUGUGUGUGAGAGAGAGUGAAUCCCUGCUAAGAGUACUACGUUCAUUUUGUCUUUUGUUUGUAUGCAAAUAGUUUUUAUCUCUGUAUUUAUGUUAAACAUGUUUUUACUUGUCUAAAACUACUUUCGGCCCUUUUAUUCUUUCCCCUUUCUUCCAUCUUCUUGUAAGUUAUUAGAAUAACCUUUCCUCUUUCGUUCUUCUGCCUGUCCACCUCAUGCAAUACUUUAGGGCUUUCGAUAUUUCUUCUGCAAAAAUGAUACGCUAAUAGUUUGAUGUCACCUUUUUUGGAUUUUUAACCUCCAGCAAUCUUGAUGAUGUCAUUCAGAAGAAAGCAUAACUGAUGCAAUCGCAGGGACGUGUAAAUAGACGCGUACGUGGUGUAAUUACCUUUGUACAGGCCGCCAUGACCCAGUGGCAUUGUGACUGUGGGGAAGAGGACGAGGCAGCGGGGGUUUUCACUUUAUGUAUUGUGUACUGAUAUCAUGUACAGUUCUUUAACACACUUUAUUUACAGUAUUUGUGUAUAUUUUAUGAAGUAAUAAAAAUUAAUAACGUUGCUCACAA
Messenger RNA from Stegastes partitus (bicolor damselfish), 3268 nucleotides. RefSeq names its product casein kinase I isoform epsilon. Gene Ontology annotation, molecular function: protein kinase activity; ATP binding. The transcript is spliced from 11 exons. Bases 243 to 1496 code for a protein of 417 amino acids. Gene Ontology annotation, biological process: protein phosphorylation. The record is from RefSeq and is a predicted model, not a curated record. Lineage: Eukaryota; Metazoa; Chordata; Actinopteri; Pomacentridae.